GAGCCCACCCUCGUCACGUGGCCGGAUGUAUUUCGUUGGAGAUACAGGAAGCGUUACCGCAGGGAGAGUGAGCGAGCAAGGGAGGUGGAGUGGGGCGCUUGAAUGAAACGGGCAGGCCGUGAAAACACUGCCAUCUCUCAAAUCAGGACCGCACUGGCCACGGCUGGGAUGUGGGUGGCAUCAUGAGCGUGAAAGCUUUUGAGCUGGUUCCCGCCGUGGAGCGGGAGCAAGUGAUGGGUGAAAAGGUGCGGAUAAUCAUCGAAUGCAUAGAGUGCUGCGGCAAACACCUGUACCUUGGCACCAGUGACUGCUUCAUCCAUCACUUCCUACUAGAGGAACACACUACAGCCAAAGGUAAGCUGGCCUACAGUGCCCAGAAGCUCCUCCACAAAUACCUGGGCCUGAAGAAGCCAGUGGCUGAGCUGAAGGCUGCCUCUGCGUUGGAGCGUCUAAUUGUCCUCUGUGACUCAUGCAUUAUUGUUGUGGACAUGGUUACUCUGGAGCCUGUGCCCACUGGUGGCACAAAGCUCAAAGGUGUGACUGCGUUUUGUAUCAAUGAGAAUCCAGUGACAGGGGAUGCGUUCUGUGUGGAAAUGGCAGUGGUUUUGGCACGCAGACGGGCUGUCCAGAUCUGUACAGUCCAUGAGGACCGAGUGCAGAUGAUAAAGGAAGUAACCACACCAGAGCAGCCCUGUGCUCUGAGCCUGGAUGGAUUCAAUAUCUGUCUUGCCCUGUCCACACAGUAUAUGAUUCUCAACUACAACACAGGAGCCUCUCAGGACCUGUUCCCUUAUGACUGUGAAGAAAGGAAACCCAUUGUGAAGAGGAUUGGCCGGGAAGAGUUUCUCCUGGCUGCUCCAGGCGGGCUCGGGAUGUUUGCUAACGCGGAGGGCAUAUCUCAGCGUGCUCCGGUGAGCUGGUCAGAGAGCGUGAUUGCGGCGGCUGUGUGUUUCCCGUAUGUGGUCGCUCUGGAUGAAGGCUUUGUGACCGUUCACAGCAUGUUGGACCAGCAGCUCAAACAGACGCUAUCUUUCAGAGAUGGACACCUUUUACAGGAUUUUGAAGGUAAGGUGGUCUUAGCCUCUUCAAAAGCAGUGUAUAUACUGGUUCCUCUACCUCUGGAGCGUCAGAUCCAAGACCUGUUGGCAAACCAUCGAGUCGAAGAGGCCCUGACCCUCACCGAGGCGGCACAGAGAAACAUUCCCAAAGAAAAAUAUCAGAUAUUGCACAAAAGAAUUCUCCAACAAGCAGGAUUCAUCCAGUUUGGCCAGCUACAGUUUUUAGAAGCAAAAGAGCUUUUUAGGAAAGGACAGCUUGAUGUACGGGAGCUGAUCUCUCUUUAUCCACUGCUCCUUCCCGCCUCUUCCUCUUUCACCCGUUGCCAUCCACCGCUUCAUGAAUUUGCUGACUUGAACCACCUGACGCAAGGAGACCAGGAGAAGGUACAACGCUUCAAACGUUUCCUCAUUAGCUACCUGCACGAGGUGCGUAGCAGCGACAGUGCUAAUGGUUUCCGUGAAGAUGUAGAUACUGCAUUGCUGAAGCUCUACGCAGAGACCGGCCACGAGAGUCUCCUUGACUUGCUGGCUUCCGAUAAUGCCUGUGUCUUGUCAGACAGCGCCCCCUGGCUGGAGAAGCAUCACAAGUAUUUUGCUCUUGGGCUUCUGUAUCACUACAAUGGCCAAGAUUCUGCUGCUUUACAGAUGUGGAUAAAGAUUGUCAAUGGCGAUCUCCAGGACUCAACACGACCAGAUCUGUUUGAAUAUGUUGUGGAUUUUCUUAGUUUUUGCUCCAACCUUGAUCUUGUGUGGCGGCAUGCAGACUGGGCACUACAGAAGGAUCAAAAGGUUGGUGUGCAGAUCUUCACCAAAAGGUUUACCUCGGAGGAGAAGACGGGCCAGUUAAACCCAGAUGAUGUGAUCACGUAUUUGCAGAAGCACAAUCAAGCCCUUCUGCUCUACCUGGAACACCUUGUUCUAGAGAAGAGAUUGCAGAAAGAGAAGUGUCACACACAUCUAGCUGUGCUGUAUGCAGACAGAGUGCUGGGCCUGAUCUCACGACCUUCAGCCACUGAGGACCAGCUGUCUGCUGCACGCCAGAAACUACAACGGUUACUGAAAGAGUCUAAUCUGUACAGGGUCCAGUUACUACUAGGUAAAGUUCAGAACUCGGAGCUGCUGCUGCUUGAGCGAGCUACUCUACAUGGGAAGUUAGAGGAACAUGACAAGGCCUUGCACAUUCUAGUGCACCAGCUGAAAGACUCUGCUGCAGCUGAGGAAUAUUGCUCUUGGGCCUCUGCGUCUCAUGACCAGUUCUACCGUCAGAACCUUUUCCAUCAACUUUUGAGUGUUUACUUGGACCCGGAUGUACCAGGAGGGGCACAAACAGUGGCUGCCGCUGACUUGCUUAACCAAAACGCUGACAUUUUUGAUGCAGUGCGUGUGUUAAAGCUCCUUCCAGAGGAGUGGUCUCUAACAUUACUCCGUCCUUUCCUGUGCGGGGCGCUGAGGGCCAGUGUGCAUGCACGGUGCACUUCCCAGAUUGCAGUGGGGCUGGCCAGAGCACAAAAUCUCCAGCUUCAGCAUGACAGGCUCAAGUAUCGAGGUGGCCCAAUAUUAGUGUCUGAAAAGAAAGGAUGCCAGCUGUGCCACAAUACCUUUAGCGAGCCAGACUGCGCCUGUUUGCCUGGCGGAACACCUGUCCACAUUCACUGUGUCGCCAAGAAAACCCUGAACCUACCAGUAGAGCGGCAACACGAAAAUGCCCACCGCAGCAACCACACAUGAAGCUGAUGAGUGCCAUGGAGCAGUGGAAACAUGCUGGCAUCGUACCUGUACCGCACACACAGGGAGAAGGCUGAGUGCAUAGAACAGCCAUUCAGAGCCCUUGGUGCGACCAGGACCUGCAAAUGAGUGUGUGGAUGUCUGAUUACUAUUUAUUCCAUAAUCCCUCUGUGGGCACACACAACGCUGACAAUGAAUAUGAGAAUAUUUUAAUGAACGUCAAACAAAAACUCUAAAGAAAACCUGACAACGUCUUUUUGGUCAGUUGAUCUUUUUAGCAUUGCCUUAUAAUGACUGGUCCAGUGGCUUUUUAAAUGGAUUGUGUCGAUAAUAACUAUUGCUUGCAUACUGUUUGGGGUCUGGAUGCUAGUGUCUUGACUGUCUGUUCUCUGUGAGCAGAAAUCUCCAAAAUGAGUGUAUGUAAUUAAGCUGGUCACUAGGUUUCAUUAAACAAACAAAACACCAAAGUUACCUGCUCUGUUCUCAGAGAGUGACAAGUUCUAGCCUUAAUUGAUUACGUCAUGAUUCAUUUAAUAUAAGGGAGCCAUGCUCAAAGACAUAUUUUUCAUAAUUUCAUUAGGAGUAUGGUUUGUGGUCAUAGAUAUUUCAAACCAUUUAAUAGCGAUACAUUUAUAGUCUGAUCUGGAAGAACUUCAAAGUUACAUCAUAGUGUUAUGUAAGAUUCUCCAAUGAAAGUCUGAUUAAUGAGCACAACCCAAGAAAGAUAUUCUUGUUCAUCUCUCUCCUUUCCACGUCAGGUUAACUUGCCUUUAUUUGCAUUUUAAAGUCAAGUUUAAGUGAAAUUGUGGUCAUAUCAAAACAAACCAAUGGACUCAGGCUGUGCUGUUUUUGUGUAUGUUAUAACUAAAUGCUAAAGUGUAUAUAUUACAUCCAACUGUUUGUUUCUCAUAUGCAUGUGUGGUGAUAUGGAUAUGAGUGCUCAUGUCUUAAGAAUGCUAAGCUGUGAUUUUAAUGAUAUAUAUAAUUUUAACAUGCUAAAUUACAUGUCAUGUUUUGGUACGCACGGUAGCAAACAGCUGCUGGAGGUUUUGCCUGAUUUAUAACCUCAUCUCUUAAUAAGCAGGCUGUUUGAAAAUAAACGUGUAAAAUGACUUCGGUUAUGACCAGGGAAAGGCAGGGUGACUAGUUGCCUUGAGGUAUUUUACAUAAACGGUUUAACAAGUACUGCCCUGGUAAUUGUGUACAAGGAUUAUGGUAAAUAAUAUGUAUUUUUUUACAUUUGUCCCACCGUUAAAUACAUAAAUUACUUUGGGUAUUGUACACAAUGCCUGUGUAGUAAAGUGUACAGUUUUGUUCAAAAUAAUAGCAGUACAAUGUGACUAACCAGAAUAAUCAAGGUUUUUAGUAUAUUUUUUAUUGCUACGUGGCAAACAAGUUACCAGUAGGUUCAGUAGAUUGUCAGAAAACAAACAAGACCCAGCAUUCAUGAUAUGCACGCUCUUAAGGCUGUGCAAUUGGGCAAUUAGUUGAAAGGGGUGUGUUCAAAAAAAUAGCAGUGUCUACCUUUGACUGUACAAACUCAAAACUAUUUUGUACAAACAUUUUUUUUUUCUGGGAUUUAGCAAUCCUGUGAAUCACUAAACUAAUAUUUAGUUGUACGACCACAGUUUUUUAAAACUGCUUGACAUCUGUGUGGCAUGGAGUCAACCAACUUGUGGCACCUCUCAGCUGUUAUUCCACUCCAUGAUUCUUUAACAACAUUCCACAAUUCAUUCACAUUUCUUGGUUUUGCUUCAGAAACAGCAUUUUUGAUAUCACCCCACAAGUUCUCAAUUGGAUUAAUGUCUGGAGAUUGGGCUGGCCACUCCAUAACAUUAAUUUUGUUGGUUUGGAACCAAGACUUUGCCCGUUUACUAGUGUGUUUUGGGUCAUUGUCUUGUUGAAACAACCAUUUCAAGGGCAUGUCCUCUUCAGCAUAGGGCAACAUGACCUCUUCAAGUAUUUUAACAUAUGCAAACUGAUCCAUGAUCCCUGGUAUGCGAUAAAUAGGCCCAACACCAUAGUAGGAGAAACAUGCCCAUAUCAUGAUGCUUGCACCUCCAUGCUUCACUGUCUUCACUGUGUACUGUGGCUUGAAUUCAGAGUUUGGGGGUCAUCUCACAAACUGCCUGUGGCCCUUGGACCCAAAAAGAACAAUUUUACUCUCAUCAGUCCACAAAAUGUUCCUCCAUUUCUCUUUAGGCCAGUUGAUGUGUUCUUUGGCAAAUUGUAACCUCUUCUGCACAUGCCUUUUUUUUAACAGAGGGACUUUGCGGGGGAUUCUUGAAAAUAGAUUAGCUUCACACAAACGUCUUCUAACUGUCACAGUACUUACAGGUAACUCCAGACUGUCUUUGAUCAUCCUGGAGGUGAUCAUUGGCUGAGCCUUUGCCAUUCUGGUUAUUCUUCUAUCCAUUUUGAUGGUUGUCUUCCGUUUUCUUCCACGUCUCUCUGGUUUUGCUCUCCAUUUUAAGGCAUUGGAGAUCAUUUUAGCUGAACAGCCUAUCAUUUUUUGCACCUCUUUAUAGGUUUUCCCCUCUCUAAUCAACUUUUUAAUCAAAGUACGCUGUUCUUCUGAACAAUGUCUUGAACGACCCAUUUUCCUCAGCUUUCAAAUGCAUGUUCAACAAGUGUUGGCUUCAUCCUUAAAUAGGGGCCACCUGAUUCACACCUGUUUCUUCACAAAAUUGAUGACCUCAGUGAUUGAAUGCCACACUGCUAUUUUUUUGAACACACCCCUUUCAACUAAUUCAACUAAUUGCCCAAUUGCACAGCCUUAAGAGCGUGCAUAUCAUGAAUGCUGGGUCUCAUUUGUUUUCUGAGAAUCUACUGAACCUACUGGUAACUUGUUUGCCACGUAGCAAUAAAAAAAUAUACGAAAAACCUUGAUUAUUCUGGUUAGUCACAUUGUACUGCUAUUAUUUUGAACAAUACUGUAUGUGCGCUACUGGGUCUUUGCUUUGGUUUGCUGAUGCCUUUUUCCUGAAAAAAAAAAGAUCCAUUCGUCAUGUGUGCAACAAAACUUUCCUCCGCUUUACUGUCUAAAGAAGAGACUGUAAACGUUUUCAGCUUGAGCAGUUAUAAAUGGAAAUCCUCUGUUGCUACAUAUCUUUAUAUCCACAAAGUAUUUUAUACAUAAAAAAAUACAUACUGAUGUGUAUAUACUGUAUUCUUAACUAUUUGUUGCUUUGUAAAUCGAUGCUAGUGUGGGUGGAAUGUACAGAAUGUAAGACGUCCAUUUUAAUUAAUAAAACUAUGCCUACAUGAAUGGAAA
Carassius gibelio (silver crucian carp) is the source of this 6057-nucleotide messenger RNA. It is a transcript of the gene tgfbrap1, whose product is annotated as transforming growth factor, beta receptor associated protein 1. The coding region runs from base 183 to 2786 and encodes 867 amino acids. Lineage: Eukaryota; Metazoa; Chordata; Actinopteri; Cypriniformes; Cyprinidae. Gene Ontology annotation, cellular component: membrane; cytoplasm. The transcript is spliced from 12 exons. The record is from RefSeq and is a predicted model, not a curated record. Gene Ontology annotation, biological process: vesicle-mediated transport; endosomal vesicle fusion; autophagy.